Molecule: messenger RNA, 1690 nt
Organism: Myxozyma melibiosi
Lineage: Eukaryota; Fungi; Ascomycota; Lipomycetes; Lipomycetales; Lipomycetaceae
Product: nucleotide-diphospho-sugar transferase
Exons: 1
Coding region: 112-1254 (380 amino acids)
Biological process (GO): protein N-linked glycosylation
Cellular component (GO): mannan polymerase complex
Molecular function (GO): alpha-1,6-mannosyltransferase activity
Source: RefSeq, a predicted model, not a curated record
CGUUUUGCUCCUCCACGCGCGCAUGAUGCAGAGCUGGCCUUUUUGUUGCUCUGCAGACUACCAGAAAGCCUCCUCAGACGCGUAUAUUCCCUGCUCAUUCUCAUAAUCGACAUGGCUGGUGGUCGUCCGUAUCGCAGGAGGUCGCCCUUGGUCUUCGCCCUCGGCGCCGUCUUCCUGCUCAUCUUCCUCCUGCGCUCCGCUUCCCGCGCAACCACAGAAACAUCGCCCGCCGUCGCCUCGGCCAGGCACCCGGCGCACGCCGCUCACCGGCAGCAGCCCGACCUCACAGUCAAGACAAACAUCCAGGAGUUCGAGAGCGCGACAGCCAAAUCGCUCGCGAAGCUGUUCCCAUACGAUCCCAGACUGCAGACAUCCUACCCGCGACACAUCUGGCAGACCUGGAAGCACGCGCGGACAGACUCGCACUUUGAGGAGCGGUUCGUGCGCACGACCGACUCGUGGGCCCGGCUCAAUCCUGACUACACCUUCGAGGUGCUCGACGACGCUGCCGCGGCGGCCAUGAUCCGCCAGCUCUAUGCGCCCGUGCCGGCGGUCGUCGACGCAUACUUUGCAAUGCCGGUCCCCGUCCUGCGCGCAGACUUUUUCAGGUAUCUGAUUCUGCUCGCCCGAGGCGGAAUCUACUCUGACAUUGACACGCGCGCGCUCAAGAGUACAAAGAAAUGGUUCUACUCGGCCGUGGGCCCGGUGGGAACUAUAGACGGCAAGCUCGCCAUCGACCUCUCAGACGAAGAAAAGGAAGAGCUGCGCACGCAGCUCGAGGCAGACACAGGCCUUGUGGUCGGAAUUGAAGCUGACCCUGACCGGCCGGAUUGGCAUGACUGGUACGCGCGCCGAGUGCAGUUCUGCCAAUGGACCAUCAUGGCCAAGAAAGGCCAUCCGGUGCUCGUAAAUAUCGUGGCCAACAUCACGGCAGAGACAUUACACCGACGCGCUACAAACACGCUGAUACUGCCGAAUUCCAAAGAGGCAGGCUCGCAGAUCAUGGACUGGACCGGACCGGGCAUUUGGACAGACACGGUCUUUGACUACUUGGGCGCGGAUUGGCACGCGGCCGCGGGCAUCAAGGACGCAAGAGUCAUGAACGAUGUGCUUAUUUUGCCAAUCACCUCGUUCAGUCCAGGUGUGGGCAACAUGGGCUCGCUUGAGAUCUCGCAUCCAAGAGCGCUGGUGCACCACGCGUUUGAGGGAUCGUGGAAGAGCCAGGCCGAUCGUCAUAUCGGAGGCACGAACUGAAUCAGUUCAGAGUAUCUUUUAGAGUAUACAUAUUUCAAAAUCGGUGGCCGUGAAGUUCUUGUUAUAUAUCUUUAUUCGUUUUUUUCAUUUUACAAUUUUGGGAUUGCCGGAUAUAAAAUCUUUGUUUCGCUAUUGGUUGUUGGUGGGUUUCUCAUAGUCGGUCCUCGACCGCGUACAUAUACAUAUCUCUGUUCAAAAUUGCAGCACCCGGACUUCUAUUUUCUGCUUUUUUCCAUUGUAGAAGACUUGUGUUGUCCGAGCUCGCUCUUUCAUGUUUUACGUUUUGUUUAUGUUUAAUGUUCUGUUUCAAGAGCCGAAGGAAGUGAAAGUUUCUUGGGUGGUUUGGAAGCCUUUGUGACUGUGACCUCGUGUCAAGAGGAGGAGUGGAGGGGAAAAUGUGUGCAUUAGUGUAUAUUUACAUGCCAACAACGCGUAU